AUGGCAGUGGGCCUCCUCCAAGCAGCUGGGUUGGCCUUUCUGGCCGAGGUGGGCGAUGCAAGCUUCUUCGUGGCGGUGAUUCUCGCGAUCUUCUGCCCCUGGCGCGGUGUGCGCUCGCUCAAGACCCCCACCGAGUACGUGCUGGUGGUCCUGGGCAGUACGUCCGCGCUGCUGCUCCGAGUUCUGCUGCGGAGCCUGGGCCUUCGGGUCUUUGUGGUCGCAGGCGAGCUGCUGCCGCCCUUGCUCGCUGCCUCGGUUCUUGCUGUGCUCUCCGUCCUGGCGUAUUUGCACUGGGCGGCUGCGCGAGGUGAUCCAGAGCCCGGGGCCGUGUCAGACAGGUCGGGCGCCCCACCGGCUCGGUGCGGUGGCUCUUUCCUUGGCAGCUUCCAGGCCUACAACCCGGCCGCCUAUGUCAAGUCGGAGGCUUUGGAGCAGCAGCCCCUCUUGGCAGGCCUAGUGUGGGAGCAGUCGCGGAUGGCGAAGGCGCCCGGGGUGGCGAGCAUGCUGCUGGCUUUCCUAGUGCCUUUCAGUGUCAUCUUCCUGUUGGAGACGGGCAGCCAAGGCUUCGAGCUGGAAGUUCCCCGCUCGAACCUACCGGGCUCCCUCUGUGGACUCCUGGCAGCUAACGUUCUGGCCGCUUUCGUCGGGUUCACCCUGGAACGACAUGUGGACGAUCAGGUGCUGUUGCUUGUGGCCGCCUUGGGCCUUGGUGCCCUGUGCAUCGGCAGCUUGCAAACAGCGGCGCUAAGGUAUUUGGCCGCCGCCUACGCACCGAAGCUUUCACGCAGCCUCCGAAGCGUGCAGUGA
Messenger RNA from Symbiodinium natans, 807 nucleotides. The record is from the annotation of a GenBank genome assembly. NCBI's taxonomy places the organism in Eukaryota, Dinophyceae, Suessiales, Symbiodiniaceae.